AUGCUUAAACGUUUAUUAAGAAGAACCCAUGGGCCAGAGGAGACUGAGUCCCGGAGCGAAGAGUGCUCAAAUGAUUCGAGGUCCAUAUUUAAUGAUUCGCCAAGCGAGUAUGACUUAGUUUCCGGGGUAGAAGAUGGGGAUGAGAUGGACAAGUGUAACGACACACCAAGAAUAAUUCCCAGCUUGAUCGAUUGUGAUCUUGUGCUGAAUGCCCAGGAACCAGUUCCGGUCGAAGUAGACCCCGAAUCCGCCGUGGAGGGUGUCAGGCGUGAAAUCGAAGGGAUUCUAAGUAAUUACGACGUGGGUGAACGUGUGUUUGGGUUUCAAAACUUUGGCUACACCUGCUAUUGUAACUCCAUUCUACAGGCUUUGUUUAACAUAGGAUCGUUUCGUGACGGUAUCAUUGGACCCGCGUCCAUUGGCGAGUUCCAGUUAAAGAAUAUCUCGAUGCGUAAGAAUACAGAACUAGAUACAAAUGCAAAUAUACCUGCAAAUGAAAACGCAAAAAUAAAUGCAACAGCAGCAACUGAAGAAGAAGUUGAAGAAGAUGGAAAGAACUUGCAUCACAACAAGGUCGGUCCCCUUAGUGAUAACUAUACCUAUAAGCUCUCGCCGUCAACCACCUUACAAAGCAUGGAGACCAACGAAUCUGGUGAUGAGACUGAACCAUUGAAUGCGUCAAUUCAAGAACAGAAUGGAAUCAUUAACGAUAAUACCGCCACGAAGAAGAAUAAUAACGAUAAAGUAAUAAUUUUAGGAAGACAAAUAAAUGAGAUCAAUGAUACGCUGUUUGAAGUGAAAGUUAAACCAGUGUUAGAAGUGAGUUGUUCACAGACCGUUGUAAAAGAGAGUUCCUCAUACCUCCAAAAAAUAUUUAAAUUAAACAGGGAAGACAAAAAGUAUAAAAAAGUAGAAAAUAAGGUCACUGUGAUGUCAAAGAGCAGCAUUUCUCCAACCAUCUCAGACUUGAAGAAUGAUGCUAUCUCUGACACAAAUGAACAAAAUGAAACAAAGGACUCACCUCCUAAUAACAGCUUACCUAGUUUCCAAAAUAAUAUAGUUAAAUCUCUGGAGGAAAGAAAACAGAUAGCAUUACGAACUGGUCCAGUACAGGUUCUACAAAGUGAUAAAAAUAAUACCAACCAUACAUUAUUUUCUUGCUUAAGAGAUAUUUUUAUCGAACUAUCGUGUAGUAAGUCCCUAACUGGUUUAGUUUCCCCUACUGGAUUUAUCGAUAUAUUGAAAAGAGAUAACGUUUUAUUCAACACUUAUUGUCAUCAAGAUGCACAUGAGUUUUUCAAUUUUCUAAUCAAUGACUUGUGCGACUAUUUGGAUAAUUCAAGUUUAGCAAAUGAAGAGAUUGUUGGAAAUAUUGUCUCUGAAACCUUUAAGGGGAUAAUCAAAUAUCAGACUCGCUGUUCAAUGUGUGAUUCGAUAACCGAAAGAGAAGAGCAGUUUCUAGAUUUUCCAAUAGAGUUUAAUGGAUCCGAAAAGGUAGAAAUACAGGAGUUAUUAGGUAACUACUGUGCAAGAGAAAUAUUAAGAGCAUCAAACAAAUUCUACUGCGAAAUUUGUAAUGAAUACCAAGAAGCUGAAAGGCUGAUAGGUAUCAAAGAACUACCUAAACACUUAGUUGUCCAUUUGAAAAGGUUUAAAUAUUGUGAAGAAAAAAACUGCAAUAUCAAACUAUUUAAUAAAGUGAACUAUCCAUUUACAUUAAAUAUCAGUUCAGUUUUUGACGAUUCUAUAUCAAAAAAGUAUGAACUCAAUAGUAUUGUUGUUCACAUAGGCGAAAGUCCACAAUUGGGACAUUAUGUUACAUUAUGUAAACAUAAAAGUUAUGGAUGGCUAAUAUAUGACGAUGAAACGGUUCAAGCGGUGUCUGAUGAGUUGGUUUCCAGAAUACUAAAUAAUGAACAAAGGAGUGCUACGGCAUACUUACUAUUUUACGAGGAAGUUGACAGCAAGAUCACACAAAUUUACGACAUAGAUUUAUAUGCAAAAAAUAUCGAAGCUCUAUUAAGAGACGAUGAACUGCUAAGAAAAAAUACAGCUGGCUUAAUAGUAAUAUUCAAAGGGAGAUGUAUAGAGAAACUCCACAAGCCAUAUCCAAAGUUACUAAAACUCAUUCCCAAUCAAUAUUUAGCUUCUCAAAGAGAAAAUAAUUUAAGAAACAAAAGAUAA
Tetrapisispora phaffii CBS 4417 is the source of this 2184-nucleotide messenger RNA. RefSeq lists its product as uncharacterized. Gene Ontology annotation, biological process: protein deubiquitination. The transcript has a single exon. The record is from RefSeq and is a predicted model, not a curated record. Gene Ontology annotation, cellular component: cytosol; nucleus. Gene Ontology annotation, molecular function: cysteine-type endopeptidase activity; cysteine-type deubiquitinase activity. The coding region runs from base 1 to 2184 and encodes 727 amino acids. Lineage: Eukaryota; Fungi; Ascomycota; Saccharomycetes; Saccharomycetales; Saccharomycetaceae.